AUGAAUAUAAAAGUAAUUUCAAUAUUUGUGGCGGUUUUUCUAUUAGCGCUACAGAAUGUAGGAGCACUGACAACUGCUGAUCGCAUAAAAGAUGCCGGCUACCACAGUGAGGCGUAUAAUGUAACCACUCCCGAUGGUUUUGGUAUAACCGUGUUUCGUAUUAGAAAACCAAGUGCCCCAAAUGAUGCCAACCGACCUGUGGCCCUAUUACAGCAUGGCUUAGUUAGCUCCUCAGAUAUUUGGGUGUUGAAAGGGGUACCAAGUCCGUUAGCCUAUACAUUAGUUGAAAAUGGUUAUGAUGUAUGGUUGGGUAAUACCCGUGGCAAUCCUUAUGGAGGUUAUCAUCCACAAUUAUCUAUGGAUUCUGCGGAAUAUUGGCGUUUCACGUGGCAUCAAAUUGGUGUUCUAGAUCUGCCCAGUAUUAUUGACUUUGUAUUGAAAACGACAAAACAAAAUAACCUUCAUUAUGUGGGACAUUCUCAGGGUACUACAACAAUGUUUGUAUUACUUUCCAGCCGCCCUGAAUAUAAUGCGAAAUUGAGAUCAGUACAUCUAUUGGCUCCGGUGACAUUUAUGGAACAUAGCACUUCGACGUUAAUAAAACUCACCGCCCCACUGCUGGGCAGUUAUUCUUUUUUGACACCAUUGGUUGGUGACAACGCCCUUAUUGAUAAUGUUUUCAUCCGCAACAUUUUGGGAAUGGAAAGUUGUCGCCGGACGGAAGGUGCACUCUUCAUUUGUCCCUAUUUAUUCUUUUUGGGUUUUGGUGGCAAAUCCGACUACACGUUGGAAGAUGUCUAUCCCGAUUUUUAUGAAACUCAUCCGGCCCGUUGUUCCACCAAUCAAGCCAUACAUUAUGUGCAGCUUUAUAAAUCGCGUAAAUUCCGUCAAUUUGAUUUCGGCACUAAAGGCAAUCAGGAACAUUAUAAGCAGGAUACCCCACCAGAUUACCAAUUGGCCAAUGUAAAUCCACAAUUUCCACUGCAUUACUAUCACAGUAAGGAUGAUAGUUUUUCAGCUGUUGAAGACGUCGAGCAUUUGGUACAACUUUUGGGUAAUAAAACUGUUCGCCAUUUUAUUGAUUUGGAUAAUUUCGCUCAUAUGGAUUUUGUCCUGGGCUAUAAUGUUAAGGAUGUCGUUAAUGCUGAUGUUUUGAGUGAAAUGAAGCGGGUCGAUAGUCUAUUGCAGUAG
Molecule: messenger RNA, 1191 nt
Organism: Musca vetustissima
Lineage: Eukaryota; Metazoa; Arthropoda; Insecta; Diptera; Muscidae
Product: lipase 3-like
Exons: 3
Coding region: 1-1191 (396 amino acids)
Biological process (GO): lipid metabolic process
Molecular function (GO): hydrolase activity, acting on ester bonds
Source: RefSeq, a predicted model, not a curated record